UUUUUUUUUUCCUUUGCUUUACUUUACUUGCUUACUCUUCAAAGAAACACACACACACACACACACACAUAAAAAUGGACUACGAUUCAGAUUCUAGUGAUUUUCAUUUCCCAAUGGAUACUGGAUUACCCAAGUUAUCAUCACCUUUAUCACAAAAAGUGCCUGAAGCAUAUGAUUGGGCUAUGCACGAUUUUAUGCAAACAAAACCAACAGAGACAUUAAUUAGUUUUAAGCAAUAUAUGCCUGUCAUUGAUAAUGAUGAACAUGAUGACUACUAUCUAACAUUAGAAGAAAAGGACUUUUUAACUCAAAUUUCAACAAGAUUCCUUCAAAUGGAGCGUAAAGAGUUACAUGACGUUUUGAAAGGAGGAUUUAUGCUACAAGAGCAGCCAUUAAGUUGGUUUGAUGAAGCUGUUGAAAGUGGAAAUUAUCAAAUUAAAAAUUUAGAUACAAUAGAAGUGCCAAAGCGUAAACAGAACUUUAGCUCAUUUGAAGAUAAUAGUGUACAAUUACCCAAGAGUAGUAAUUCCGAGCCAUUAUUUACAACAAUUGUAUCACCUAAUGAUAAGCCAUUACCACCACUGCCUCCACUUAAAAAGAAGCUUAAUCAUAAAAUUAAAUCAAAAUUCGUCAAACCUUUUGUCAAAUCUACAUCGGAAAAGCCAAAGAAAAUAUUUCAUUCAACAAAAAAGUUUAUUCGAAAAAUAUUUUUGUUCAGCAACAAUGUUUAAAGAAAAAAAGAAAAAAAAAUCAAUCAAUUCAACAGCAAAUAUUCGCAUUUCUUCUUUGUACAUAUUCUUCCUUUCUAUUCUUACUAUUGUACCUCCUUCCACCCCCUUAUUUUAAUAUACAAAAAAAAAA
This is a messenger RNA of Cokeromyces recurvatus, 861 nucleotides long. RefSeq lists its product as uncharacterized. The transcript has 2 exons. The record is from RefSeq and is a predicted model, not a curated record. Bases 75 to 731 code for a protein of 218 amino acids. NCBI's taxonomy places the organism in Eukaryota, Fungi, Mucoromycota, Mucoromycetes, Mucorales, Mucoraceae.